ACACUCUCGUUCUCUUCCCAAGAGUGUGUUGCCUGGAGGGCCAGACAACAACGACAGCUGCUGAAUCAGGACCGACAGCAACUAAGGCAGCUGCGACAUGUUCGCUCAAAAACAGUAUACAGACCCUAACGGAUAUGUGGUCGAACUGGACCCAAUCAAGGUCAUGGCAGGAUCCAGGCGAGCGAGUACGUACCAGAAUGACGACAUCCAUGUCCUCGUCUUGGACAUGCAAUGGGAUCCUGAGGUGACCGUUGUCGUUGGAAAUGUGCUUGACGAGACCAUCAAGCUAAGACAGGAGGGUUACCGGCCCGUCAUGCUGAACGUCGGCAACAACCUGGUCCCUGGAGGAGACUAUCAUCUGGAUGAUGCAUCUAACAACGAGGCGGACCUCUUCCGUCGUACAACACUAUAUCAAUGCCUUGAUCAGGAGCCUCGACGAUCAAGGUUCUACCCACUGCCAGAGAACGGUGGGGUCUAUUGUCCCAACCAGGCGGUCUUUCGGCAUGGCAUGGAUAGGAACAACGAGUUCAUGGAUCGUUUUGAGUGGAUCAGCGUUGUGUCUGUCGCGCCUAUUCCAAAAAUGGAGACUCGAGAAAAGGAAGGUGGUCUUGGCGGCGUCCAAUUUCUUGAAGGAGAAGACGAUCUUUUGCGCCGGAGGAUCCUUGCUGCCAUGAAGGUCGGCGUCAGUCAAGGCCAUGAUGCCCUGGUUCUCCCGCCUCACGGUACAGAUGCCGGUCAAAAUCCGGCGGAAGCUAUCGCAGCUAUUUACAGGAGCAUCAUCGGACGCGACUUUAUGGGUGGACGCAAACGUUUUCAGACGUAUAAGAAGAUUAUCAUGGUCCUGGAUCCUGAGGAGGCAUUCAAGGUCGUGAAUGAGACCUCAUCCUAUCGUCCAACGCAGCCACCAGCCAUCACGGCUACGCCUCUCCCUGCUGAAGUAGACACACUAGAGACCUCUGGUGACACCAAUGGAACUGAUACCGAAGAACAGAACCACGAAGAGAAUCAUGAUGAUCAAAAGAAAGGUUCAAGCCUGAGGCGUCGGUCUUCUUCAUCAGAGGAAGAAGACGAGAACGAGUCGCUCGAUUCCAAGAGCAGUGAAUUGGAUGAGCAAGAGGACAAGAACGAGGACGAAAAUGAUCAGGACGCGGAAGUCGUCGAGACAUCUGACGAUGACGAUUCAACCGAAGAAGCGGACGAUCAGGAAGAGUCCACAUCGGAUGAUAAGCAGGCUGAGGAUCCUAUCAUUGACGAGGACGCUGAAGAAGUCGCUGAAGAUGGCGAUGAAGACGGCGACGGCUUAUUGAACGACAACUUGUCUCCUGAGGACGAGGUUUCAGAGUCCGAAGCAUUGCAGGAGGAACAGGACUUGGAGGAAGAUGUCGAUCUGAGCGAGGAAGCCUUGGAAGAGGACCUCAGUGAUGUCCCCAUACCUGCGAAGCCGGAUACAACAUCUGAGGAUAAGGAUUCGGAGAACGAGCAAGGACAGGACGUGGACGAAGAGACCGGCUUGGUAGAGGACGAGUCAUCGGAACAAGACGAGACCAGCAACGAGAACCAAGAGAAACCAGAGCAAGUUGUCUUUGUCCCCAUCAUAGAGACUGUUAAGGAUGUCUUUGAGCGCAUGUUGGAGCAGAGGAGCCUGCUGAUUGUCAAGAAUCGCGCUCGUGGCCUGCCCGACCCUGACAACUCGGACACGAACAACAUGAACAAAUCCUCGGGCAACAGCACAGAGACCGCGACGCCCAGCUCGACUAUCCGAUCUGCUGUACCGACUCUCUCCAGCGCUUAAGGUCCUAUAUCCCCCUCCCCCACAUUGUGCGGCCUCCUGGACCUGCUACGUUGACGCAGUCCUCGUCCUUGUAUAACAUUCUGUAUCAUAGCCCCUUCUCCUCUCCUCUUCUGUCGCCCAGAACAAUGAAUGUGCCUCCCCUCUUUUGUUGCGAACUUUUUAUAAGAUUGCUGCUCUCGUUUGCUUUACGCUAUGCUGCUGGUCAUUUUUAUGGAUCUUGCUACGAUGCCCUUUCCUUUCGACACUAUACCUCUGCCGUCCCUGAUAUUGUCAGAUCUCGUUAACUUAAAAAAAAAAAAAAAAAGUCGAUAAUAACAAUAAUAACGAGCACAAUUAAAAAACCUG
Messenger RNA from Gamsiella multidivaricata, 2137 nucleotides. RefSeq lists its product as uncharacterized. Lineage: Eukaryota; Fungi; Mortierellomycota; Mortierellomycetes; Mortierellales; Mortierellaceae. The transcript is spliced from 5 exons. The record is from RefSeq and is a predicted model, not a curated record. Bases 98 to 1792 code for a protein of 564 amino acids.